Messenger RNA from Brugia malayi, 465 nucleotides. RefSeq names its product SLIT1-Sa splicing product, putative. The record is from RefSeq and is a predicted model, not a curated record. Bases 1 to 465 code for a protein of 154 amino acids. The transcript has 4 exons. NCBI's taxonomy places the organism in Eukaryota, Metazoa, Nematoda, Chromadorea, Rhabditida, Onchocercidae.
AUGGGAAAAGUAAACGAAUCGGAAUCGAUGAUUGAGAAUGAUGUUCGACGACAGAGAUCAUUGUUGGAUUUACGAAAAGUCUUUAAGAAUUACAACGUGUACAGGUCACUACCCUCGUCAACGUGCCACAAAGAAAUGUCAACUCAUGCAGGUGCACAGUCUGAGAAACGACCGCUAAUUUUCAAUGAACGAUUACGAGUUUCAGCAGUACCAAGAAUGAGUGAUAUCUCAGAACAUGUUGUAAUGGAAAAGAAUAUAACCCCGAAUCUUUUGUCUCAUAAAACAUCAAGUUUUCAACAACAACAACUACCGACAGAAAGACAGGAUUGUGUGGUACUGCUGAAGCAGCUACAGAGUCGACGAGCAAGUGUUCGGAGUACCGGUAAAGACAGUGGUCGUGGUAGCUUGACACCACCCAUUCCAUCAUAUCGUUUUCAGUGUUUCUCGAAUGAAUCUUCUACUUAG